Molecule: messenger RNA, 1380 nt
Organism: Paramecium tetraurelia
Lineage: Eukaryota; Ciliophora; Oligohymenophorea; Peniculida; Parameciidae
Exons: 4
Biological process (GO): transmembrane transport
Molecular function (GO): transmembrane transporter activity
Source: RefSeq, a predicted model, not a curated record
AUGAAAAAACAGAAAUAAAUUUCAUGGCAUCGCACCAAUGUUAGAUGGGUAUUUCUGGGCUUAACUUGCUUAUUUUAAGUUGGAUGCUGCAUUUGCAUAGAUUUCCCUUCGGUAUUAGCAAGUUAAAUCUAAUCUACUUUUAAUGUUGGUCAAAAGGAUAUCAAUUACCUAUUCUCUAUUUAUUCGAUGCCCAAUAUAGUUUUACCCUUUUUCGGUGGAAUUAUAAUUGAUAAAAUCGGAGUUAGAAGUGCUUUGAUAAUUUUUUGUUCGUUUUUGGUAAUUGGAUAAGGAUUGUGUGUUUAAGGAGCUCAAGAGAAAGAUUUUAAUUUAAUAAAAUUGGGAAUGCUCUUUUUAGGAUUAGGAGGAGAAGUUUGCUUAUCAGUAGCUUAAAGUGCUGUGCUUACAAAAUGGUUUUUAGGAUAAGAGAUGUCAUUAGCUUUUGGUGUAUAAAUUACAUUCAUUCGGGUUGGCUCAGUUAUUGGUGCCAAUUGGCUACCAAAGGUGUAUAUUUAGUAUGGAAAUAGCUUUACUGCUUGUAUGGUUUUUUGUUUCGUUUUCAUUUUGAUUACAAUGCUUACUAGUUUCGUUCAAUGUACAUUAGAUAAAAGAAGUGAUACAAGAGAUAAAGAGUAGAUGAGUUAACAAGAAUUAUCUGAAUUAGAAUAACAACCACCAGUGAAUUGUAGUGAUGUCAAAGAUUUUAGAUUCGAUUUCUACUUAUUGUCUAUCAGUUGCGUAUGCAGUUAUAGUGCAUUUCUUAUCUUAUAGUCGAAUGCAAUACGCAUGUUCCAAAUCAGAUAUAAUCUAACUUUAACUUAAUAAACUUUUCUUUACACUUUACCAUACUUUAUUAGUGCAUCAAUAACUCCAAUAAUCGGGUUUUUUAUAGAUAAAAUUGGGAAGAGACCAAUAUUUUUAAUAAUUUCUGGUAAUUUAUUAUUAUUGUCCACAAUAAUAUUUUCUAAGAAUGUAGAUUGUUCAAUUGAAGAUCAAUGUUUUAGUUUAGUUCUUUUGGCUUAAUUGAUUAAUGGAAUCUUUUUUGCUUUGUAUGCACCUGUGAUUUGGCCAUGUAUACCAUUAUGUGUGAAUGGCAAUUCGCAAGGAACUGGAUUUGGAAUUAUUGGUUCCAUUUAAAAUGCUGGUUUGACUGCAUUUCCAAUUAUUGUGGGUAGAAUUCUGUUUGUUGAAAGUGCUGAAAGCUAUUAGUAUAUGAUAUAUUUCCUUGGAUUUGUCACAAUCCUAGCUAAUAUUAGCAAUAUUAAUAUCUAUUUUUAUGAUAUCUAUCAUGGCAACAAAUUGAUGUCACCUACAAUUAAAUUACCAGAAUACGAAGUUGUUGCAGAAUAAGAAGAAUAAAGCAUUAAUACUCGAAUUGAAUGA